AUGAAAUUCUCUUCCGCUUUGGUUCUAUCUGCUGUUGCCGCUACUGCUCUUGCUGAGAGUAUCACCACCACCAUCACUGCCACCAAGAACGGUCAUGUCUACACUAAGACUGUCACCCAAGAUGCUACUUUUGUUUGGGGUGGUGAAGACUCUUACGCCAGCAGCACUUCUGCCGCUGAAUCUUCUGCCGCCGAAACUUCUGCCGCCGAAACCUCUGCUGCCGCUACCACUUCUGCUGCCGCUACCACUUCUGCUGCUGAGACUUCUUCUGCUGCUGAGACUUCUUCUGCUGAUGAAGGUUCUGGUUCUAGUAUCACUACCACUAUCACUGCCACCAAGAACGGUCACGUCUACACUAAGACUGUCACCCAAGAUGCUACUUUUGUCUGGACUGGUGAAGGCAGCAGCAACACCUGGUCUCCAAGUAGUACUUCUACCAGCUCAGAAGCUGCUACCUCUUCUGCUUCAACCACUGCAACCACCACUGCUGAAACUUCUUCCUCUGCUACAUCCUCUAGCACCGCUGAAUUAUCUAGUUACACCGGUGCUGCUGAUGCCAUCACCGCUGGUACUGGUUUGAUGGGUGCUGCCCUUGCUGCCGUCAUGUUAUUGUAA
Messenger RNA from Saccharomyces cerevisiae S288C, 615 nucleotides. It is a transcript of the gene FIT3, whose product is annotated as Fit3p. NCBI's taxonomy places the organism in Eukaryota, Fungi, Ascomycota, Saccharomycetes, Saccharomycetales, Saccharomycetaceae. The transcript has a single exon. Gene Ontology annotation, cellular component: membrane. Bases 1 to 615 code for a protein of 204 amino acids. The record is from RefSeq and is marked reviewed.